Messenger RNA from Triticum urartu, 2053 nucleotides. RefSeq names its product putative acetyltransferase At3g50280. Lineage: Eukaryota; Viridiplantae; Streptophyta; Magnoliopsida; Poales; Poaceae. The record is from RefSeq and is a predicted model, not a curated record.
UAAAAUGAAUCUGACAGCUCCAUCACUACGCACUAACAGAAUAAUCUGAAGCAAGAUAGCGUACGGAGCUAACACUAACAGACGAAAUGCAGACGCAGGUAUGCAGCGCUCCCAUCCAACCUUAAGCACAUUUGCUCGAUCACUACGCACUAGCAGACUAAACUGAAGCAAGAUCGAUGGGCGACGUAAGGAUCGUGUCCCGGCGCAUGGUCCGGCCGGAACCAAUCACCUCGGGUCCGCCGGAGACCAUCCACCUGACGCCAUGGGAUCUCCGGGUGAUCACCGUGGACAACAUCCAGAAGGGCAUCCUCCUGCCCAAGCCUCCAGCCACCGGAGGACGGGGAAACGAUGCCGCCGCCAUGGUCGAACGGCUCGAGUUGUCCUUCGCGCGCGCUCUGGGGCGCUUCUACCCCUACGCCGGCCGCCUCGCCGUCGCGCCGGGGAGCAAAGACGACGCGGAGGGCGAGAGCAUGGCCAUCUCGCUCCGCUGCAGCGGCGAGGGCGCCGAGUUCGUCCACGCCGUGGCGCCCGGCGUCGCCGUCGCGGACAUCACCGUCCCGCUCUGCAUCCCGAGGGUGGUCUGGUCCUUCUUCCCUCUCGACAGGUUGCUCGGCGUGGACGCCAUCGCGGACUCUCGUCCGGUCCUGGCCGCGCAGGUCACCGAGCUCACCGACGGUUUAUUCGUCGCCAUGUCGGCCAACCACGGCGUCGCCGACGGGACGACCUUCUGGCACUUCUUCAACACCUGGUCGGAGAUCAGUCGCCUGAGCGACGGCGACGCUGGCUGCGAGAUCUCCUCGCCGUUGCCGGUGCACCGGAGGUGGUUCCUGGACGGCUGCCCCGUCCCGAUCCCUCUGCCCUUCGGCAAGCUCGAGGACAUCAUCGGCCAGCGUGUAGAUACGUACCCGCCGGUGGAGGAAUGCUUUCUCCAUUUCUCGGCGGAGAGCGUGAGGAAGCUCAAGGCAAAGGCGAACGCCGAGAUGGCCGGUGCGGCAGCCACGGACACCGCCAUCUCCUCGCUGCAGGCCCUGCUCGCGCACCUGUGGCGUGCGGUGUGCCGGGCCAGGAGGCUCGCGCCGGACCAGAAGACAGUGUACCAUCUCCUGGCCGGAUGCCGCGGCCGCGUGGACGGCAUACCGGCGUCCUACGCGGGUAAUGCGGUGGAGCACGCCACCGCGAUUUCCCCCGCCGGCGAGAUCCUCGAGAGGGGCCUGGGCUGGGCGGCGUGGCUACUAAACAGGGCCGUGGCGUCGUUCGACGAGGCCAGUGCGAGGGAGAGGCUCGCGUCCUGGCCCCGGAACCCAGGCUUCAUGCGCAUGUCGGAGGUCGUGACUGCCCCGCACCCGCACACAACGGUGGCGACAGGGAGCUCGCCGCGGUUCGACGUGUACGGCAACGACUUCGGGUGGGGCAGCCCCGUGGCCGUGCGCAGCGGCUCGGGGAACAAGGUGGAUGGAAAGGUGACCGUGUACGAGGGCACAGGCGGCGGAGGGAGCAUUGCCCUGGAGGUUUGUCUGUCACCGGAGGCGUUCCCCAGGCUCCUCGCCGACGAGGAGUUCAUGGACAUGGUGGGCAUGGCUGAUUAAUAAUUGUGCCGCUUUCUUAAUUAAGUACUCUGUUUGAAUAAGACGCCUUGUCGCUCGUCAGCUUGAUGGGACACACUGUGUCUUUUCUUUUCUCUAUACUUUUUCCUUUUUUCUGUUUGGCUUGUCUUUGCAAAAAUAAUAAUGGGAAAAUUCCAAAAAAAAAACUUGAAUUUAUAGGUCAAAGCUAAAUCAAACCAUGAACUCUCAAACCCUGAAAUCAGCACAUCAAAUUCUCUAAUCCUGGUCUAUUUUGAACCUUAAGAGAAUUUAGCUGGUAUUCGCUGAAUUGGGCCGGCCCAUUAGUAUAGUUGCUCACGCUGCUCUUGUUUAUCUUUGUUUUUCUUUGUUUUUUCUUUGGUUUUUCAUCAAUUUCUUCUGUUUUUUCAUUAUAUUUUGUUUUUUCUUUCUUCGUUAUACUUUUUUUUGAUUUUCUUCAUAUGGUUUUUUUUCCGCUUCUAUUUUGUUUC